Messenger RNA from Gastrolobium bilobum, 1427 nucleotides. RefSeq lists its product as uncharacterized. The coding region runs from base 199 to 1113 and encodes 304 amino acids. The record is from RefSeq and is a predicted model, not a curated record. The transcript is spliced from 10 exons. Lineage: Eukaryota; Viridiplantae; Streptophyta; Magnoliopsida; Fabales; Fabaceae.
AGGCACAUCUAAACUGGUGAUAGGGUCUAACCUUGGUUGCUCCGAAGUUGAAAUUCUACACUAACCUGGAUGUCUGUUUUCAUUCCUCCGACUCCGAGUUCAACCUUCGGGAUCAUUGUUCAAUCUGCCGCCUCUUUGUCCGUUAUAUAUUGAUUCGUCUUUCUUAUUAAGGGCUUUUGUUUAGCAGACUCUGAUCUUAUGGAACCUGACAGGUUAAAUACCCCAACCACGUUUGAGAUGCCAUUGGAGGUUUUGGGCCACGAUUUGCAGUUUUCUCAGGAUCCGAAUUCCAAGCACUUAGGGACUACAGUAUGGGAUGCAUCACUUGUGUUUGUCAAGUUUCUUGAACGGAAUUGUAGAAAGGGAAGGUUUUCCCCAUCUAAACUUAAAGGAAAACGUGUAAUUGAAUUAGGAGCUGGAUGCGGUGUUUCUGGAUUUGGCAUGGCUUUGCUGGGGUGUGAUGUUAUAGUGUCAGACCAAAAGGAGGUUUUGCCAUUGUUACAGAGAAACAUGGAACGUAAUAUUUCAAGGGUCAUUCAAAAGAAUCCUGAGUCAUUUGGUUCAAUCAAGGUUUCAGAGCUUCAGUGGGGAGACGAGAGUCAUAUUAAGGCUGUUGGUCCUCCAUUUGACUACAUUAUUGGCACUGACGUUGUUUAUGUGGAGCAUCUAUUGGAGCCUCUAUUGCAGACAAUACUUGCUUUAUCUGGACCUAGGACAACUAUUUUGUUGGGCUAUGAGAUCCGGUCAACAUGUGUCCAUGAGAAGAUGCUUCAGAUGUGGAAAAAAAACUUUGACGUGAAGACUGUCUCAAAAUCCAAGAUGGAUGAAACAUUUCAACAUCCAAGUAUUCAACUCUUCAUUAUGGGAUUUAAACAUUCAUCAGAUUGCACAGAUAACUCAGGUCAGGCAACUUCUGAAAAUGCUGAUGUUGAAACUGGUGUGGAGGAUAAAAGAAGUGAGGAAAAUGUUGUAGUUGAAGGAUCUGGUCUUGGAGAAGAAAAUGUUGAGGACCAUUGUAAGCCAAUCCCGCAAAAUGCAAAACUUAGUGAGUGGGAAGCCAGAAGGUAUGGCUCAGUUGCUGCAAGGAUUCUAAGAGAUGUAAAAAUAUCCUGAUUUUGAGAGUUCUGGUGGUGUUCUCCUUUACAUGACCCACUUUUCCUUGUGACUUGCUGCAUAUUCCAACCUUUUCGUUCGUUAAAAGUGGGGCUAUGAUGAAUCUGUAACCUUAUUAAGUUUGGAAGAACUAGAAAGUUUUUGCAUAAUGCUUGGUUGCUGCACCAUGUAAUAUAGUAAUUAUUAUCCUGCAUGAUAGGAGAAUGUAUUACAUGCAAAGAGGUGGUUUUGAGAAAUUUUAUUAAGAGUUAUGCCUUUUAGAACUAUACAUUAACCAUAUGAUUUUGCAUUGGAUGACAUCUUUGGUAUACUCA